Molecule: messenger RNA, 567 nt
Organism: Beta vulgaris subsp. vulgaris (sugar beet)
Lineage: Eukaryota; Viridiplantae; Streptophyta; Magnoliopsida; Caryophyllales; Amaranthaceae
Product: probable disease resistance protein At1g52660
Exons: 2
Coding region: 1-567 (188 amino acids)
Molecular function (GO): ADP binding
Source: RefSeq, a predicted model, not a curated record
AUGAAGCACCUGCACAACUAUGUGCUAAAAUGGGCUGCGCCUGAGAAGUUUGGCUUUGUUUUCUGGGUCACUAUUCCUCGUCAAUUCAGCAUCGAGCGUGUGCAAGAUGCUGUCGCUGCUGCACUGAAGUGUGAUCUCCACAGUGAUGAUGACUUGAAUGUAAGGGCAAAAACACAAUCAGAUAUGCUUGCACGGCUUGGCAGUUUUGUGCUUUUCCUAGAUAAUGUCCCAGAAGCCCGUGUUUCAGAUCUGGAUCGGAUAGGAAUUCCAGUCCCUGCAGCAGAGAGUAAGAGCAAAGUAGUUAUAGCUAUGAGGUUGACCUAUGUUUCUGAAAUGUUGGAUAGUUACGGAACUGUGAAACUUGAUCUUUUGUUGGAUGAAGAAGCGUGUGAGUUGCUUAUCAAUGGAGCUAGCUUUAGCGGGAGAAUGAGAUGUGACGCCAUGCUUAAUAGCAUUGCUGGCUUACUUGCAAAGCAGUGUCUUUGUGGCGACGGGGCGUUGAGAGAAGAGCUGGAGUUGGAGAGAAGUCAGAGUCUUGAGCAUACUGUAAUGGAGGAUGUAAAAUGA